Molecule: messenger RNA, 6739 nt
Organism: Scophthalmus maximus (turbot)
Lineage: Eukaryota; Metazoa; Chordata; Actinopteri; Pleuronectiformes; Scophthalmidae
Gene: atad5a
Product: ATPase family AAA domain containing 5a
Exons: 22
Coding region: 404-5782 (1792 amino acids)
Cellular component (GO): nucleus
Molecular function (GO): DNA clamp unloader activity; ATP hydrolysis activity; DNA binding
Source: RefSeq, a predicted model, not a curated record
GUGCAUAUUUGGCGCUUUUCAUUCACGACGGUUCUGGCGCGUUUUUGAAAGCGCAAACCGUACGUCAAGAAACAAGUUUUCUGAAUCCCCACUCGGAACAAUUUGGGUUAUAUCCGAAUAACGUCCUCUUCUGCGCGUUCACACGCCGCCGGCUGACAUGUGGGACAUGUUUGGGCCACUUUGGGGGUCUGCGAGGAGCGGAGCUGAGUCGAAAGAAGCGUCCGGCGCAGUCUGCUAGCUUGUUGUUUUGCAGUGAAGUUUACAAGCCGGGUGGCAACAGCCAUCUGUCCGCCUCUCACAAUGAGCUUUGCCUCUGUUGUCUGUACUCACACACGAAGUGGAUAAGAACUGACGAGAAGACUGCAGCAAGUGACCGGUUCUCCAUUAUCGGUCUCUUCAAAUUAUGGCUGGUGUUGUGGCUAUGGCAUCUGUCAUUGAGGAUUUUGACACUCAGCCUUGCAAGAAAUCUCGCAAAGAUGGUGGCAGUCCUGUUGUUAAGACAAUCACAAACUAUUUCUCUCCUGUGGCCAAGCCGUUGGAGAAACCCUUCUCUCCUCCUCGGGCCAACAACAUCAUGGAUUACUUCGCCCGGAGGCCUCUGUCCGCCAAAGAAAAGAGCAGCCCAUCAGAACAGUCCAAAGAGAACUGUCAGACAUCCCAGUCGGCCGAAAAACACACCAGCCCAGAGGCAGCAGCGAAACAGCCAUGUCAGAAACGGGGUAGAAAGGCCAUCAAAGUUGCAAGGAAACUUGUGGAGGCUGAAACUGUUAGCUUCCCAGGGGAUCUGAGCUGCCUGAUUGUAGAUGAACCACAGCAGAGUAAAGACUCAGCAGCAGAGGUGACCAGUAGCUGUGCGGUCCUUGGCAGUGAUACAACAGCUCUGUUGGCCCAGCUUAGUGCUGAGGCUUCUUUCACAGCUGGGAUAUCAGAGAGGAGUGUCAGCGUUCACCAGACUGAAAAAGAUGAACGUGAUGAAAAUGGUUCCAAAUGUGGUAACAAUGUCGAGCUUAAACCAGAGCUGAAGAGCAUUCCAUCUUCUCCACUUGUACCUUUGAGAGAAAUGGCAAAACAGAGCAAAACUGUUGCACGGAAUUCGAGGAAGAGGCCUCAACAGGAGGCAAAGCAACCAGAACUGGAGGAGAAAGAGGCAGAGACCUCCGUGUGUGAUGUUAACAUGGUGAUUAAUGAGGAUCAGGCCUUACCAUCAAGCAACAGCACAGUCAGAAUAUCCUUUGAGGAAUUUGUGAGAAGUCAAAGUCAGGACGAGGAUGAGGAGGAGAUGGACAAUGACCAGUUGAGAAACGUGGCUUCUGGAGAACCAAUACUCCAAGUCUCACCCCGAACUGUCACCAUCCAGGCUGAAGUCCACGCAGUCUCACCCAAACAGGAAGCAGUCAAGGCUGGGGGAAAGUUAGCUUCUAUCUUCAACAAGAGAAAGGGAGGAUUGAGCCCUGCAGAAGUAGUAUCGUCUCCUCAGACACAAGCUGAACACCAACUUCCUUCCACCUUGUUGACUGUCCGAAGGAAAUCCAAUGUGGUUCUUCAAGAGGAGGAUCUAGAGCUGGCUGUGCUUGAGAGUGAAUCCACGCCAAAGUGCAGUGUGGUAGAGAGGAAGCAGUUCAUGGCUGCUUUUAAACAGCCCAGCCAGGAUGGGUCCAAAACCAAACCUGGGAAGAGUCAGGGCAAGAAGCAACCUGAGGAGAAGAAUUUAGAUGCUGAAGACAAAGUUGCUGAGGAGGAAAGCACAAUUCCUCUCUCUGUUGAACAAAUCCCCGAUGUCUCUCACGAAAACAAUGUAGCUAAAAAGAAAUCAGCCAGAAAAAACAAGAAGAAAGCUAAAAAAGAAAACGAGGCACUCACCACCUCACUUGCUCCUCCUCCUGUGGAAGAAGCGGUGGCUAUGAACGUUGACGAUGAUGAAAAAAUAGAGGAGCCCGUCCUCCCAGCUGUAAGGAGGUCCAGGAGAGAGGCUGUAGUCAGGCAAGCAACCGAAACCACGGCUGCAACUCCGAUCAGAACAAACAGAAAGCAAAAUGAGUCAAAGGAGGCCGAUGGUGCUUUAUCUGACUGCCCUGCACAGAUGUCCACCCCGAAGACACGCAAGUCAAAACAUGGAGUCUUUGUUGCAGAGAUGGUGUGUCCACUUGAGUCAAAAGAAAGUCCAAUCAGGAUUAAAUUUACACGGAUCCAUAGAAAUGUUUCCACGUCAAAGGCUGAAAGUGGAAGUGGCAUCAACACGUCUGGCACUAUUAAAAAGUCGAAUGAGUCUAAAAAAAGGAAGCAGGCAAAGAAGUUGGUGGAGAAGGCAAAAGUGAUACAGCAGAGUAAGAAAACUGCUCAUGAGGAGAAGGGCACUGUAAGGCGGUCGUCACGAAAUGAGGCCUCAAACAAAAAGAGCUACUGUGAAAAUGAGGAUUCUGUCAUCUGCCUGGAGGACGAGACUGCUGCUGCUCAGACGGCGCCAGGAAAGAAUAAAACCCAGAAACCUUUGCGAAGUCUACAUGAGGUUCUGGGCAAAGCCACAGCAGCUGGUAAAGAGAAUAAAGCGGUCGCAGGCUGCAAAGUGGCCUCGCUGGGCCCCGAGAAGAGCGCUCGGAAGGUGUCCGCCGUGGUUUCCAUCUUUGACGAGAGCAGCCGAGAGGGCUCCGAAAACUCCCAGGAUGAUGAGCAGUUCAGGGCUCGCAGAGAGUUCUUGAAGAGUGGUCUCCCCGACUCCUUCAGGAAGCAGAUAGCCAAGACCGCUGCCACCAAAGAGGCAUACUCUCUCUCCUGUUCCUCCUUCCAACCAGUUAUACAUGUGAAGCAACCACCAAACGAUUGCCCUCUUUGGACUCUGCUGUGGCCUGAAUCUCCAUUACUGUGUCAACUGAAAGAGAUUUGGUGCAAAACAUCCUCUUUUUCAUCUGUUGGAGGCUCUUUCUCUUUGAAGACUGAACCAGCCCGUAGAGCCGUGUGUCAACGGGGUUCGGGCUGGAGACCUGAGAUCUCUGAAAGUGUUCGGCAGCUUCUCAUCGAGGAGGUCAGCACCUCUAACCCUUCCUUCCCUGUUCAGAUGUUUAUCAGUCGCUUUCUGAAGAGAUGCACUGACCACCAGCAGCACUGCACAGCCUCAGAAACAGCAGCACCAGUAGGAGGGAAGAGGAAGAGGAUGGAUGAUGAAAACGCAGUGAAGGUGGCUAAGAAGCAGAGGGGCAACCAUUUAGAAGAGAGCAUUUCCAUGCCUGAGCCAGAGCCAACGAAAAGGGGUGGCCGCACGAGACGAGCGCAGAGAUCCAAGCUCGAGAUGGAGGUGCAGGAGAAAGCUGCUCCCAUCCUGUGCGAGGACGACGCUGUGAUUGUGCUGGACGACGUGCUUUUGGGAGAUGACACUGUGGAAAAAGACCUGGUGAAGGAGGAUGUGUUGUGGACUGAAAAAUAUCAGCCGCAGCACUCCAGUGAAAUCAUAGGCAACACUGCCUCAGUGCGAAGGCUGCACAGUUGGCUAAAGGAAUGGAAACUCCGUGCAGACCGAGAGGAGAGGAAAAAGCAGAAAGACAAGAAACAAGAGGAAGGAAGCAAUGACUCUGACUGGGACUGUGGAGAAGACGACUCCAAGGAUGCAGAGGACAUGUUGUGUAAUACCAUGCUGAUCACAGGACCCACUGGAGUGGGAAAGACUGCUGCCGUCUAUGCCUGUGCCCAGGAGCUGGGCUUUAAGGUGUUUGAGGUAAACGCUUCAUCUCAGCGGAGUGGCCGUCUCAUUCUGUCCCAGCUGAGGGAAGCUACGCAGUCGCACCAGGUGGACAGUCAGGGGGUCAACGCCUACAAACCCACCUACUUCAACAGCUACGGCACAAGCGGCAGCGCUGGCACCAUCAGGCCUGGAUCCUCUCCGAGAAAAUUUAACUCUCCCCGCAGGGUGUUUUCCUCUCCCAGGAAACACCCCCAGUCGCCAAGAGGUGCUAAAAAAGGUGCUCUGGCUCCCACCUCUCUAGCUAACUUCUUUAAAAUGGGUCGCCCCACCAACAAGGAGCCACAAAACACUAAGAAGAAUGAACAAACGGCUGCUUCCAAGAAAGUCACAAAAGCAAAAAAUGAGGUUGCCAACAAGCAUAAAGACCUCGCAGUGAAAUCACCAACAGCUGCCACGGCUAAAGAGAACAGCGACGAACAGAGCAAGAAGACGGCCACCUCGCUCAUCCUGUUUGAAGAAGUGGAUGUUAUUUUUGACGAAGACUCCGGGUUUCUAGCUGCCAUCAAGACAUUCAUGAUGACUACCAAGAGGCCAGUCAUCCUCACUACCAGUGAUCCUGCUUUCAGUACCAUGUUUGAUGGCAACUUUGAAGAGAUCCAUUUCAAAACACCCUCAAUGAUUAAUGUGGGCAGCUACCUGCAGCUGUUAUGUCUGGCCGAAGGGGUGAGAACAGACCUGUCGAACAUCAGCUCUCUGCUCAGGCUCAACGGCUGUGACGUCAGGCAGAGUUUACUGCAGCUGCAGUUCUGGACUCGCAGUGCAGGGGGCCGCCGCACAACGAGGUCGCUGACACACACUGACAAAAAUGAAAUGUCUGUGUGCGCUGAGACGGCCCCUGCAGCUCUUCCUCCCUGUGACACCGGCUGCACCGAGAGCAGACUGGGCCUGCUGAAUGUUGAACCUGAGAGAGACAUCUGGGAGCUGCUCAGGAGCCAGAGUCUGGAGGAAGCAGUUUGCUGGGAGAUACUGAUAGGCAGCAGGCGGCGAGGAGUGGACCUACUCUACUCCAACAUGGAGACACUCUUACCUCUGCCACUCACACAGUUCACUGCCUCAAUCGCCAAACCAGACAAAACAGUUCCUGAACCCCAAGACGAUUCUUCUGUUGGUCCCAAAGAGCAGCCGCUGUCCACCUGCCUGCAGUCCGACACGCUGCCAGCUCAUGCCAGGUUACUGCACGUUGCGGAGUCGGGUGAUUGCUCGGAUGAUGGCAGUCCAGUUAAAGUUUCUAAAAGAAUGAAGAAGAACAAGAGGAGGCACCGUCUGCCUGGCCAAGAUGGAGUGCACUCGGACUCGGACUCGGAAGAUGGUUUUCAAUCUCUCUGCAAGCUGCAGGCCGCUCCCCAGGCAAAGGAGGUAGGCAAAGAAAGGUUAGUUUCAGAAAAGAGGAAAAGGAAGCCACUGACUCCCGAGGAGCGGAUAAAAAGUGUCCCAGUCUCCCAGUGUCUCGAUUCAAUAGCUGAGUUUUUAGACAACAUGUCCUACAUGGACUCCUCCUUGCUUGUUCAUCCAGAACAAGGUGACAUUCACAGAAGAAUUUCACCAGUCGGUGCAGCGGUGAAAGACGGGAUGACCGACGAGUCAAGGGUUGAGACUGACAGAGGGAGCUGGUCGAGGGCAGAGUGCGUCUUGGAGAUGCAGGCCGCCGUGGAGGCGCUGAGCUUUCGCAAGUGUCGGGGAUCUGUGGCAGAAGCCUGGGACAAAGCCCAACAACUGGAAGGGGAGCUGGGACAGGAGGCUAAAGAAGAACUCACCCUCCCUGUGGCCUCUCAUCGUGAAGAGUACAGCUUCUGUCAGGACGGCUCCUGUCAACCACAGCUGCCGAGGAGAGAAGUCAUGGAGAGACUGAUGCUGAGAGGAGUGGUCGGUACCCUGGGAAACAGAGCAGCAGCUGCUCUGGACUACUUGCCCGUCCUACGCACCAUCUGCAGAUCAGAGCAGCUCAAGGAGAAGGGCAAGGUUAAACGAAGGUUUCUGCACUACCUAGAUGCAAUUCACCUUGGUCUUGAAAAAAACACUCUACAGUUCCUUGCUGAAAAUUUCCCCUGAACCACAGAGAAGGCCACACGUCUCCUCGUCAUCACCAAGAGGCCUUAAAAAACACUUUUUAACUUCUAUACAUUUUGGCUCUCAGACUGUAACAUCACAUGUGGUGGCGUCAGGGGCACAAGGAUGGACAACCAACAAAAAUCAGACCUCUUACCUCAGAAUGAAAUGAGGUGGUCUGCACGAUGGCCCUGAAACGACCAAUGGAAAACAAUGAUGGCAAAUAAGAAAAUAAAACAAUGGCAAUUACAAAAAAACACAACGGCAAAUAAGAAAGCAACACAUAAUCACAAAACACUUUUCUUGUAUGUCAUUGAGUUUCCUGAUCUCCCAUUGUGUUUCUUUCAAUAUCGCCGUCGUUUUUCUCAUUUCUCGUCAUGUUUUGGGAUUUGUCGUUGGGAUUUGCACUUCAGGGCCACCGUAGAUCACAGGUGUGUGUACACAAAUCACUGUCUGGUGACAUUUCCACAUCUUUUCCUCUAAGAUGGAAAUGACUGAAUCACUAAGUACAGGUGCACGGCCACAGCAUUGUCCAAUUCAGCACAUCUUAUGGUCCUUUAAAAGAAUGCACAAAAUAUUACUCUAUUAUUGAGUGGUGCGGGAUUGUGUGUGGGGGGUUUUUUUGUACAGUAGUCAUUCGUAGCCUCAUUUAUGGAUUUUGUUUUACAAAAGUCUUUUUUUAUCAAGUAGAAAAGUGUUUACCUAAACAGAUGUAAAAUAGAAACUUCCAAUGGAAUUGUAAAGGCUGUGUAUAAUAACUCGUCUCCACACAAGUACUGUUAUUGCACUUAUAAUCUUGGUUGUGUUCAAGGUCAUAAAGAGCAGGUGGCUUUUUUUUUACUGAUUCUCUCACCGGCUCACAGAAUUAUUUGUUGGAUUUUUUUUUCCCAGCCUUUACUCUACACACAACUCAAUGUUUUUGUUGUUGUGAUCAAAUAAAGGUUUAUCACAACAACUAAA